AUGGCAUUCGCCCGACUGCCCUUCUCAUCAUCAAGGAUAUAUUCUCACUCAAUACCAUCUCUUCACGCUCAUCUACUUGCCGCCAGAUCGCCGUCAUGGCCACUCAGCCGCCUCGGUACGAGCCUGGCCCUGUUUUCAACGGCACGUCCGCGAUCGGAACCGCGGACGUUUCCCACUCAAGGGUUUGAUGUGAUCGACAAAGACCAAUCCAUAGAAGAAGAGGACAUGCCAGAGUACAACCCCGAUCACUUCUAUCCAGUGCGCUUAGGCGAGGUCUUCAAUGGUAGGUUUCAGAUAGUGGCCAAAUUGGGCUUUGGUUCAUCCUCGACCAUCUGGCUUACCCGCGAUCUUGACGUGACGCGCCUAACAGUCAGUGAAAGGGAUCAUCAGUACGUAGCUCUCAAAGUCUACAUCCACAACUCUGUCGAGCAUCGGGAGCUACCAUUCUACGAACGCUUGAAUGCUGUCCUACUCACUAGCAAACACGUGGGAGCCGAUAACGUCAGAAGGCUCAUGGCUUCCUUUCAGGUCUCUGGCCCUCAUGGAAGCCACAUCGUUCUAGCUCUGCAGGUCUCUCAAAUGAGCCUCCGUGAUAUGGACACUGUGUUUAUGAAGGGUCGUGGUUUUGACGAGGACUUCGUCAAAAGCGCCAUCAAGGAGCUUCUCCAGGCCGUCGAUUUCCUUCAUACAGAGGCUCAGGUCGUCCAUACUGACAUCCACCCUGGCAAUCUUCUCCUUGGUCUAGAGGACAAUUCCCUCUUCAAGAAGCUCGAAGACAACGAAUUCUCAAAUCCCGUUCCUCGCAAGGAACUACCAGACCGAAACAUUUAUUUUUCCCGCCUGAUGAAGCCCAAGGUUGGGCCGCUUCUUCUCUCUGACUUUGGAGAAGUCAGACUCGGCGCAGGGCCUCACGCUGGUGAUAUCAUGCCCAUCAUGUACAGAGCCCCAGAAACCCUUCUAUAUAUCCAAUGGAGUUAUCCUGUUGAUAUAUGGAGUGUUGGCCUCACAGCGUGGGAUCUCCUCGAGGGUCGGACCCUCUUCAGCGCCCGCAAAGAAGACGGCAGCUUUUCGGAUGGCGUUCACCUCUCUGAACUCAUCGCUGCCUUGGGCCCCCCGCCCGCCGAUCUCCUCAACCGGCAUCGCAAGAGGGCGCUCGAGUAUUGGAAUGAAGAUUAUAAGUGGGAUGAGUUCGUUCCCAUCCCGAAAGAAAAGACCUUGGAGGCGGCUGAAACCAAGUUAGAGGACAAAACCAAGUUCCUUGCGUUUAUGAGAAGAGCUCUUGCGUGGGAUCCUAAUGAUCGUCCGACAGCAAAAGAGCUACUAAAGGAUCCGUGGCUAUCAAGCUAG
This is a messenger RNA of Fusarium vanettenii 77-13-4, 1347 nucleotides long. RefSeq lists its product as uncharacterized. Lineage: Eukaryota; Fungi; Ascomycota; Sordariomycetes; Hypocreales; Nectriaceae. The record is from RefSeq and is a predicted model, not a curated record. Gene Ontology annotation, molecular function: ATP binding; protein kinase activity. The transcript is spliced from 5 exons. Gene Ontology annotation, biological process: regulation of mRNA processing; spliceosomal complex assembly; protein phosphorylation. Bases 1 to 1347 code for a protein of 448 amino acids.